AUGACAGUUCCGGAAAUAGCUCGCCACUUUGGCUAUCCUUCUGAAACUCAUAUCGUACGAACUAAGGAUGACUACAUACUUGAAUUACAUAGGAUAACAGGAAGUACAAAUGAAAGUUUUGAAAAUGUUAGGAAACCAGUUGUUUUCAUGCAGCAUGGUCUGUUCGCUGAUUCAUAUAACUUCUUGCCAAAUAUGCCAUCCCAAUCAGCUGCAACUGUCUUUGCUGAUCAAGGAUUUGACGUUUGGAUUGGGAACUCUAGAGGAACUCCAGCUUCUCAGAAGCAUAUCGGGUUUGGACCCGAAGAUACUAGGUUUUGGAACUUCACCUGGCAAGAUAUGUCUCAGUAUGAUUUGACCGCCUCGAUUGACUACGUUUUGAAAGAGACGGGAGAGGAAAGUAUUUACUAUAUUGGCCAUUCUCAGGGCACUGUCAUAAUGUUCGCAAAGUUGGCGGAAGAGCCGGAAUUCGCAAAAAAGAUACGUCAAUUUCACGCAUUGGCUCCUGUAGCGACAGUAUCUCAUAUUGGCGGGUUGUUUAAAUAUCUUGGAUCUCGCUUAAUUGACUUUGUCAAGUUUAUACUCUAUCGAGUGCCUAACUCUCCUUUGACCUUUCCGAAAAUACUCCAAAAAAUUAUUUCAACACUGUGCAGCUUGCCUAUAGGACAGAAUGUCUGUACUCUUGAUAUUGGUAUUGUUGAUGGAAAGGAAGAUCAAUUUAACAUGACGCGAGUCGGAGUGUAUCUAUGCCACAUGCCUGCUGCUACUUCAACUAAAGAUCUCCUUCACUGGGUUCAACUCGUGAAAAGUCAAAAACUUCAAAAGUUUGAUUUUGGCUCUCCUGAAGCUAACCUCGUUGCUUAUGGUCAGACUUUCCCACCUGAAUAUAAUUUAACGAAAAUCAACACUCCGACAUACAUUUAUUGGAGUAAAGAUGAUAUCUUGGCUGACACGGACGAUAUACGAGAAACUAUUCUAAAGAAUAUGAAUCAUACUAUCAUUGGAAACAUUGAACUGCCGAAGUAUACACAUCUCGAUUUCGUUUUUGGAUUGAAUGCCACUAAUGAUCUAUACUUACCAAUGAUUAAGGAGAUUCGCAAGGAUUUCAUUCAGACUGCUCAGAAGCAACCUUUACACCCUAAUUUAUCAUUCAAUCAAAUACUGAAACUCUAA
Auanema sp. JU1783 is the source of this 1170-nucleotide messenger RNA. The record is from the annotation of a GenBank genome assembly. Lineage: Eukaryota; Metazoa; Nematoda; Chromadorea; Rhabditida; Rhabditidae.